AUGGUUGAAGUACAACCGAAAGUGAUCCUGGUCAGACCAACAGUAACGUUCGUGACGAUCAAGCCAAAACCGGAAGUGAAGAGCACGUCAGACACGAAGACGAAGAGCAAAACAGAGACGAAACCAAAGCCCAAGCCGGAGGCGAAGAGCAAGUCGGAGGCGAAGGGCAAGAAGAGCAAACCAGAGACAAAACCCAAGCCGGAGACGAAGACCAAGCUGAAACAGGAGGCGAAGAGCAAGCCGGAGACUAAGGACAAACCGGAGACGAAACCCAAGCUCAAGCUGGAGGCGAGGAUCCAGCCAGAGACGAAGGGCAACCCGGAGGCGAAGGUCAAAACAGAGACGAAACCUAAGCCCAAACAAGAGACAAAACGCAAGCUCAAGCCAGAGAUGAAGAGCAAUCCAGAGACGAAGGACAAACCAGAGGCGAAGAGCAACGCAAAGCCCGACAUAAAUCCCAAACUGAAAGCAGAGGCAAAGAUCAACCCAAAGCCAGUAUCGAAGACUAAGGCAACCCUAGACGCAAAGAGGCCUGAUACAAAGACGAAAAGCAAGCCCGAGACGAAGAGCAAACUGGAACUAAAGACAAAGCCAGAAAUGAAGCCAAAAGUCGAGCCAAAGAAAAAGACCAACCCGGCGAAGAAUGUAACAACCAAUUUGGAGACGACAACGAAGACCCAGCGGGGGGCCUAG
Molecule: messenger RNA, 693 nt
Organism: Penicillium crustosum
Lineage: Eukaryota; Fungi; Ascomycota; Eurotiomycetes; Eurotiales; Aspergillaceae
Exons: 1
Coding region: 1-693 (230 amino acids)
Source: RefSeq, a predicted model, not a curated record